Molecule: messenger RNA, 2823 nt
Organism: Pseudophryne corroboree (corroboree frog)
Lineage: Eukaryota; Metazoa; Chordata; Amphibia; Anura; Myobatrachidae
Gene: ESF1
Product: ESF1 nucleolar pre-rRNA processing protein homolog
Exons: 14
Coding region: 150-2597 (815 amino acids)
Biological process (GO): rRNA processing
Cellular component (GO): nucleus
Molecular function (GO): RNA binding
Source: RefSeq, a predicted model, not a curated record
GGUAUUGUGGGUAGGAAACACGUGGUAAGAAGAGGGGAAGCUGGCGGAAGAGGUUCCCAGCGCCAGGAGGAUUGUACACACGCAGCGGGUUCUGAACUAGAUUGGAUUAUUUUUUUCUGCAACUGUGUGUUUUAUUAAAAUCCCUGAAGAUGGCGUCGAAAGAAGGACUCUCCUCUGACCAGCGAUUUAGCCGGGUCACAAAGGAUCCCAGAUUUUGGGAAAUGCCCGAAAAGGACAAGAAAAUUAAAAUUGAUAAGCGUUUUCAUGCAAUGUUCCACGACAAGAAGUUUAGUCUGAAACACACAGUGGAUAAGCGGGGACGGACGAUUAACCGCAAUACAGCUGAGGACUUGAAGCGUUUCUAUGAUCUAUCUGAUUCCGACGAUGGUGCGUCAGCCAAUAGAGAAACGGCUUUACAGACCAAAAAAACGAAACAAAAAGCAAAAUUGAAGAAAAAAGUUGAACCAGAGUCCAACGAGAUAUUUAAAACUAAACAGAAGGAAGAAAAAAAAACUCGGUCGCCUGAUGAGACAAAUGACAGUAAUGAUAACGAAAAUCUAAAGGUGAAAGGGAGGAAACUACCCAAGGAAAUAAAACUGGGAAAGGGUGAAUGUCUGAAGAUGACGAAACAGAAACCAGCCACCAACAUCCCUCUAAAAGCGAAUAAAAAACCUGUAGAGGUGAUGGCACAAGACGAAUCUGAAGAAGAGUCAGGCGUUGAAGAUGAGAGUGAAGAGGACAGCAAUGACGAGAUCGAUUCUGAAGAGGAAGCUUCUGAAGGAACUGACAUGAGCCUGGAAGAGGAGGGCAGCGAUGAAGAAAGUGAGGAGGAUGAGACUCAAAGUGAGAACUCGGGAGAGUCUGAGGAAGAUAAAGUUUCUGGUGAAGAGGAAGAUAGCGACAGUGGUCCUGAUCUUGCUCGCGGUAAAGGAAACAUUGAAACAAGCUCUGAGGAUGAAGAUGAAGAGGCUGAUGAGGACAUAGUUGACAUAUCCGGAAAAGAUCCUGAGAUUGAACAUGCCUGGAGGGAAAUGGACAAAGAUGCCCCACGUGGGGACCAGGUAACCAGACGACUGGCCAUUUGUAACAUGGACUGGGAUAGGCUUAAAGCUAAAGAUCUGCUUGCUCUGUUAAACUCCUUUAAACCUAAAGGGGGGAUUGUUUUCUCUGUGAAGAUUUACCCCUCGGAGUUUGGAAAGGAAAGACUGAAGGCGGAAGAACUCCAUGGACCUGUGGAGCUGAAAAACAUUUCUGAAGAGGACGCAGCAGAACAAGGAGUUAUUAAGGAGAAAUUGCGUGACUACCAAUUCAAACGCCUCAAGUACUUCUAUGCUGUGGUAGAAUGUGACACUCCAGAGACGGCCAAUAAAAUCUAUGAAGAAUGUGACGGGCUGGAGUUUGAAAGCAGCUGUUCUUUUGUGGAUCUGAGGUUCAUCCCAGACAAUGUGCAGUUUGAUGAUGAACCAAAAGACACUGCCGUGGAUGUGGACCUCUCUGCUUACAAGCCAAAGUUGUUCACUUCUGCUGCAAUGGUCACAUCCAAGAUAGAGCUGACUUGGGAUGAGACUGAUCAGGAUAGGAUUACAACAUUAAACAGACCCUUCAACAAAAAAGAGGUACUUGACAUGGAUUUUCAAGCAUAUUUAGCAUCUUCCAGUGAUGAGGAGGAAGAGGAAAUUCUGCCAGAUAAUGAAAGUGCUGCAGCGGAUGGAACCACAAAGACUAAAAAAGGACCAAAGGACGAUGAAGAACAAAUCGCUCAUUACAGGGAGCUGCUUAAAAGCAUCCAGGAAAAAGAGAAAAAGCAGCAGGACAAGGAUCUGGGGAUGGAAGUAAAGUGGGUGCCAGGACUAAAGGAAAGUGCAGAAAAGAUGGUCAAAAAUAAACUAGAGGGAAAGGACAAACUGACCCCAUGGGAAAAAUACCUGCAGAAACAGAAAGACAAGAGGAAAAUGAAAAGGAAAAAGGGAGGCGUGGAAGAAACAAAUGAAGAUGACAAUGUUCCGUCUGAUGUUGAUUUCAAUGAUCCAUACUUCUCUGAAGAGCUUAAGAAGCCAGGUCUGAAGCAGAAAUCUGCAAGGGGUAAGAAAGAGGAAGAGCAGGUGUCAUCUGGAGGUGAAGAAGAGAGCGAGAAACAGAAAGCGGAGAUUGCGCUGCUGAUGAUGGAUGAUGUUGAGGACGACCGGAAACAUUUCAACUAUGAUUCAAUUGUUGAGCAGCAAAAUCUGAGUCGCAGGAAGAAAAAGAAGCUGAAGAAUAAGGAAGAAUUAGUGUCCGAUAACUUCCAGAUAAACGUUGAAGAUUCAAGAUUUCAAGCGUUGUACACGUCACAUUUAUACAACGUGGACCCUUCGGAUCCCAACUUCAAGAAAACCAAAGCAAUGGAACGAGUGUUGGAAGAAAAAGCUCGAAGAAGAGUACAAGAGCAGAAGACUUACACAGAGACCGUAAAGAAACACGAGGCAAAACUGGGGACUGCUAAUAAAACAGGGACACCGGCUGUAAAAACGGUAGACCCAGCUCUCUCUCAGCUACUGAAAUCUGUGAAGAACAAAACCCAGCAAUUCCAAGCUUCGAAAAAGCAGAAGACAAAAUAGCUGCUGUUACUCUGACCUGCAUAUGGGUGGCGUGGUGUCUGUGAGACCGGGAGGCGAAUACUGGACAUAAGAUGUGGCUGAUCAGCAUACACAGAGAUGUCUGAUGAACUUUAAUAAAUCUUAUUAUUAUUCAAAAUGGUCUCUUGCAUUGGCAAUCAAGUAAGGAGCCCAGGAUCUUUAAGGAAAAAUAUACAAUAUUUUAAUGAUUAAAAUCCAUUUUCACUUU